Molecule: messenger RNA, 2129 nt
Organism: Amorphotheca resinae ATCC 22711
Lineage: Eukaryota; Fungi; Ascomycota; Leotiomycetes; Helotiales; Amorphothecaceae
Exons: 2
Coding region: 126-1730 (534 amino acids)
Biological process (GO): transmembrane transport
Molecular function (GO): transmembrane transporter activity
Source: RefSeq, a predicted model, not a curated record
UCUCACGCUCUGUACCUGCAAUUGACUGAAUUGAUGGGAUAUCAUCCGCUGUUUGUUGCCUUUCAUGCACCUGGACGAGGGAUGAUCGACUCCCCCAAGAGGUGAAUUGAAAAUUCAUAUCCAUCAUGUCUCAGAACCACCAUGGAAAAGACCCAGUGGAUCUCUCGGAGAAGACUCCUCGAACAAAUCAACAAGAUGAUUCGGAGUCAAUCCACACCAUCAACGAACCUCCCACCAUCCUGAGUCACAUUCCAUCUCACGUAUCCCACACACACGAUGCUCCAAUGCAGCAUUCGUCCUCGUAUGUUGAGAUACCAGACGAGGUAUAUGAUCGACUAUCGCCUUCACGGAAGAUGAUCAUCGUUGCUCUCCUCUCCUUUUGCAGCUUCUUGGCUCCAAUAUCAAGCACCACAAUUCUGUCCGCAAUCCCCGAAGUGGCUGCUACAUUCAAUUGCACUGGAACGAUAAUGAAUUUGACCAAUGCUCUUUAUAUGUUAUUUAUGGGAAUUUCGCCUUGCUUUUGGGGUCCAUUGAGUCAGGUAUAUGGGAGACGAAUUAUAUGCCUCCUAACAGCCCUUCUGUUCCUGGGCUGUUCCCUUGGCACAGCUUUAUCUCCAAAUCUGGCCGCCUACUUCAUAUUUCGUAUCCUUACGGCCUUCGAGGGGACUUCCUUUCUGACCAUCGGGGCAUCCUGUAUCGGGGACAUAUACAGACCCACGGAACGAGCAACAGCCAUGGGCUGGUUUCUCUCCGGAACUCUGAUCGGCCCGGCACUGGGCCCAUUUCUAGGUGGUAUCAUCGUGACCUUCCGAUCCUGGCGCGUCAUUUUCUACCUCCAAACCGCGCUCGCAGGAGCUGCACUGGUGGGGGCCUUCUUCCUGCUCCCAGAGACCGCGCACCGCAAGAAAUCCGACGACCUGGUCGGCCUCCCCUUCAAGAAGAAAGUCUCCGUGCUCUGGAGCAUGACGAACCCCUGGCGUGUGGUACGAUUGUACCAAUACCCCAACCUCAUCGUGGUGUCCCUCGCGUCUUCCUCUCUCGUCUGGAACAUGUACUCGCUCUUGACCCCUAUCCGCUACGUUCUCAACCCUCGCUUCCACCUCACCACGCCCAUCCAGUCUGGCCUCUUCUACCUCGCACCGGGCUGCGGAUAUCUACUGGGGACCUUCUUCGGCGGGCGCUACGCCGACCACAUCACGAUCAAGUGGCAAGCGAAACGCAACGGGACGCGCGUGCCCGAGGACCGCCUGCGCUCUGCGGUGCCCUUCCUCGGCAUCGCCAUCCCCGGCUGCAUGUUGAUCUACGGCUGGUCCGUCGAGAAGCGCUUCGGCGGCAUCCCGCUACCCGUCAUCAUGAUGUUUCUGCAGGGCGUGGCGCAGCUGUUCUGCUUCCCAAGCCUGAACACGUAUUGUCUGGAUGUGAUGCAGAGGAAUAGCGCGGAGGUCAUUGCGGGGAAUUAUAUGAUCAGAUAUCUCUUCGCGGCGCUGGGCACGGCAACGGUCUUGCCGGCUGUGGACAAGAUUGGGGUCGGUUGGUUCUCGACAAUCAGUGCGGCUUUCUUGGUAGCUUCGGGUUUGGCGACGGGCGCUGCGGCCCUGAAGGGGAGGGAGUGGAGGGAGGCGGUGGAUAGGAAGAAGAGGGCGAAAAGGAAGAGUACUAUUGAGAGACAAAAUGGAAAAGCUAUGAGACAUGCUGUGACUGAUAGUGGAAAGGAGAAGGAGAUGGUUUGAUGCAUCUUCACAACGGCGAAAAGGGAAUUCUUGUGGUCUUGCUCAGACAUGUCACCCUUUUGGGCGUGAGAUUCAUUAAUAUACUUACAGAUAAAGUCAAUGCCAUAAUACUUAGGACUAGCCAAAGCUUAUUUUCUGCCUGGUCAGAUCCCUGAAUACAUCAUCCAAUACCUUGCGUUUUCUCUUCCCGCUUUCAUCUUCAUCAGCAAUGCGGCCCUUCAAAUCAUCUUCCUCUUCUUUAUCCGCAAUAGCAUCAUCCGCUGUUCUCGGAGCCCAUACUCUUAUCUGACCAUCUGUGUGCGCCGAGUAGAUGCCAUCCACCGCGCUCCUCCACGCAAGUGCCGUAAUCCGAUUCUUGAUGGUCCGUUCCCCCGUUCUCGAUCUCACAGUUGGCAUGAC